Molecule: messenger RNA, 1855 nt
Organism: Manacus vitellinus (golden-collared manakin)
Lineage: Eukaryota; Metazoa; Chordata; Aves; Passeriformes; Pipridae
Gene: ZNF648
Product: zinc finger protein 648
Exons: 2
Coding region: 176-1342 (388 amino acids)
Biological process (GO): regulation of transcription by RNA polymerase II
Cellular component (GO): nucleus
Molecular function (GO): RNA polymerase II transcription regulatory region sequence-specific DNA binding; DNA-binding transcription factor activity, RNA polymerase II-specific
Source: RefSeq, a predicted model, not a curated record
UGAGAUGUGAAUAAGACCUUUCUCUGGAUGCACAUCGCUCUACUGCCCUGGUAACUGCCCUUGGGAGGACUUUAAAGAGAGCUGAAAAUGAGAUGCCCUUACCAUGAGUGGCCCAAAGCUCUGGAUGUGCACAUCAUUGAUGAGCUGCAGAUGAACACAGUGUUUGCCUCAGAAGAUGAAUGUGAGUGUGGACUGGGGCCCUGGGAAUGACAUUUGUGACACAGGUGAGAAGCAUUCAAAUUAUUCCAGAAAGACAACUAAGCAGGAAGGCCACACACUUAGCGUCCAGAAGGAGGUAGACAUGAAUUACUCACAGAUGUUCAGUCCUCUUUGCAACUCUGCUGGACCUUCAGGUAAGCAGGAGCUUCCUGCAGAGCUGCAGUGUGAAGAUAAAGAAACCUGUGAGACUUACUACCAGAAAGAAGGUGAGAGACCAGCUGGGGUGUUUGUCCCUUCCGAUACCAACUUUGACCUGCAGUGUGAAGAAAAAGAUUUAGAGCACAGUUCCUCUGACUGCUCCAGGAAACCACGGGGAAGACUCCACGAUGGUAACGAAAAUACCAUUCUUGGUGACAUGUUUGCAGAGGACCUGGAGCCUGUCUCCGAGGAGGCUUUGCCGUAUCGGUGCAAGAAGUGUGGUUCCUCUUUCCAGGGUACGAGCGAGCUGCAGGAGCACAGGCGAACUCACCUCGUGGAAAACUCCUACCGCUGUCCCACCUGCGCCAAAGAGUUCUUCCGCGCGGCAAACCUGCGGAUGCACAAGCUCAUCCAUUCCAGUGACAGGCCCCACAAAUGCCCGGAGUGUGACAAGGGCUUCAUCCGCACGGCCGACGUCUGGAGGCACCUGCGCAACGUGCACAAGAUCGAGCGCUCCAUGGUGAUCCUGGGAAACGGCAUGGCCAGGAACCCCUGGUCCGUAGUGCACCGUCACCAGCACGCUGUUGAGUACAGUGAUCGGCCUCGCGCGGAAAACCAGAAGCCCGAGGAAGACGACUAUAAGCCUUACACCUGCCCGACGUGCGGCAAAGGCUUCGACAAGCCCAACCUGCUCUCCAAACACAAGGUGAUCCACCGGGAGGACAAGCCCUACAAGUGCCAGGAGUGCGGCAUGGCGUUUGUCCAGCUGCUCAGGCUGAAGAGGCACCAGCAGACUCACUCUGGGGCGCGCCCCUUCUACUGCGAGGAGUGCGGGGGGACGUUCACCCGGCUGGCGUCGCUCCAGCGCCACCACCGCAUCCACACGGGAGAGAAGCCCUACUCCUGCGGUUACUGCGGGCAUUCCUUCACCGAGUCGGGGACCCUGCGGAGGCACGAGCGCACACACAAACUGGACAAACCUUAAUUCCUGGCUCAUUUGUGGUCGCGGUCUCCUCGGUUGCUUCUCACCUGAGCGAGGUCUGCUCUGUUGGGCUGGAGAAGGCACCCACCGCGAGCGCUCUACCCCGUCCAGACCCGCUGCCCCGGCGGGGAACGCUGCAUCACAGGGAUCUCUGGAACUUGUACUGGUAGAGGUUGCACUGACUGGCUUUGAACUGCUUUGUAUGAACAAAUUACCUAAUUACCACUGAGUAAUGAAAUUACUGCACGUGGGGAGACUGAAAUCACUCACAUGUGCUCGUGCUGCCUCAAUUUGCUGGACUGACCAUGCAUCAGCUUGAGCUUUGUGCAAGGAUGCACAGGCUGUGAGACUUCUCUCCACAGCCUCAGUCACUGGAUAAAUUGGCCCUGGCCUCUUGAAUGUGAUGGCUCUCUGGCACUGGGUUUGGAGAUCUGUUGUUGCAGGUAUUUGCUAAGUCAAAACAGUCCAGAAUUGUCCCUCUAUCCCUUCUGUCCUUGUAUUUUGCUGAGUUUUUCU